This is a messenger RNA of Octopus sinensis (East Asian common octopus), 1352 nucleotides long. Its product is annotated as glutamyl-tRNA(Gln) amidotransferase subunit A, mitochondrial-like. The record is from RefSeq and is a predicted model, not a curated record. Lineage: Eukaryota; Metazoa; Mollusca; Cephalopoda; Octopoda; Octopodidae. Gene Ontology annotation, biological process: glutaminyl-tRNAGln biosynthesis via transamidation; mitochondrial translation. Gene Ontology annotation, cellular component: glutamyl-tRNA(Gln) amidotransferase complex; mitochondrion. Gene Ontology annotation, molecular function: glutaminyl-tRNA synthase (glutamine-hydrolyzing) activity.
UUUUGGUCCUGUUAAUGAGAAAAAACUUGCCUCAAAACUGUGAGGAAGUAGUUGAAAAAAUAUGGAAAUCUCUAAUUUCAGCAAACAAUCACAACGCUUUAUUAGAUAAAAUAGACAAGCAUCAAUUUAAACAUUUAUUCCUAACAUCGAUAGCCGAGAAAAGUACUAUUUUUGCAGAAUCUAAAGGAGCACUUUAUGGCUUUAAUGUUACCGUCAAAGACUCAUAUUGUGUGGCGGGAAUGAGGACCACGUGUGGAUCGAAAACACUCAAAGACUUCAAAUCACAUUACUCUGCGAAUUUAGUUAACAAAUUACUCAAAAAUGGAGCAAUUGUUUCGGCAAAAACAAAUUUGGAUGAAUUUAGUAUGGGUAGUCAUUUCGGCGUCGUCACCAAUCCUUGGGACAAAAACAGAAUUUGUGGGGGAAGCUCAAGUGGGAGCGCGGUCUCUGCUUUUAUAUUUCUCAGUUCAUUAGGAGAGGACACGGGAGGGUCGGUUAGACUUCCUGCUGCUUUUUGUGGAGUAGUUGGCUUUAAACCCAGUUUUGGAAUUUAUUCUCGUCAUGGGUUGAUCCCCUUGGCCAAUUCACUUGACACUCCUUCCUUCAUGUCACGCCAUGUUUGCGAUAUUAAGUUAUGUGCAAAAAUAUUAUCCGAUGGGCCUGAUGGGGCGGAUUUGACAAUUUCUCGGGUUAAAAAUCUAUUUAGCAAUGAAUACUCUGACUGGUCCACAAUCCGGGUCGGAGUCCUCGAUCUUCGAUUUGUCAAGGGAAAUGCCGAUUCUCAAGUAAUUCGAGAGAUUAACCGAAUUGCUGAACUUAUUGAAGGACAUAAUAUUGAAAUAGUCAACCAAGUAGUCCUACCUCACGUGGGUUUAUCAAGUUUAUGUUAUGACGUCAUUUGUUAUUCUGACGUGUGCUCGAAUAUGGCCCGGUACGACGGUGUUCGAUAUGGUUGGGUACGGAACUACAAAAACUACUACGAGCAGGCCAUGAAGGUUCGACGUCUUAUUUCUGACGAUUUUUCUCGUAUUUUUGAGUUCGUGGAUUUUUUACUGAUGCCCACGACUACACAUUUGCCCCCGACUUUUGCCGAAUUUGAGGAGGCUGAGAAGAGUGGGAUAGAUUAUGAUAUUUUAACAAUCCCAGCAAAUUUAGCGUUUUCCUCAUGAGAUUAAAUGAAAGGGGUUCCCUCCAUUUCAAUUCCAUGUGGAUUGUCGUCUGAUGGACUUGCAAUGUCGUGUCAGCUGAUAGCUAGAAAAUACGACGAUUGUAGGCUUCUUGAUUUUGCAGAUUAUGUUGCAAAGAUUAUUGAUUUCAGUGGAAAUUAUGAUCGUUUUAAUAAUUUGGUUUGA